CGGCAGAGCAAAGAGCAGAGGAGAAAAAACAGAAACCCAUUUCCCAAAAUUUUCCAUUUCCAUUUUCGAUUCUUCAUCGUUCUGGAAAACAGAGAAAGAAGAGUCAAAGAGGGCUGUCGCUUUCCUGGGAAUGUUUAUAGCCUUCCAACUUUCUUUCAAACCUCUUCCCUCAUCGCAUCGUCUUCUUUUCAGCGCAUUUCGUUUGCUCAGUACCGGUUGAUUCUUCGCUAUUUCUGUCUCUUUUGAUUCCUGGGUUGUUGGGUGAUUCAUUUUUUGUGUUGGGUUGAUCUGGGGUUUUCUUAAUUUUUCUUGAUUUUCGAGAUCUAGACAAUGUUUUAGCGAUGGUGUUCUUGGUAGAGGGUUUAGGUUUUUGGACAGAGAUUUGAUCUGGGGUUUUCUAAUUUUGAAGCGUGUGUGUGAUUAUUGUUAUUAUCAUUGGGUUUUAGAGAUGAAGAUUGAAGAUGGGUUGCGGGGUGUGGGUGGGAAGGAUGAGGAUAAGACUGUGGUGGCUGCUGUUUUGGGUACUCGUGCUUUUAAUUACAUGAUGUCUUGCUCUGUUUCGAAUGAGAAUCUGUUUAUGGCUGUGAGGAAUGAUGAUAAUUUGCAGAACAAGCUUGCGGAUCUGGUAGAGACACCCAACGCUUCUAAUUUUUGUUGGAAUUAUGCAAUUUUCUGGCAACUUUCCCAUUCAAAAUCUGGUCAAUGGGUUUUGGGAUGGGGAGAUGGAUCGUUUAGGGAUCCUAGGGAUGGUGAAGGAACAGAAGCUACGCAGAUUCUUAGCCUUGAGCUUGAAGAUGAGAGCCAACAAAGGAUGAAGAAAAGGGCAUUGCAGAAGCUUCAUACACUGUUUGGUGGGUCUGAUGAGGAUAAUUAUGCUCUUGGAUUGGAUAGAGUUACUGAUACUGAGAUGUUUUUUCUUGCUUCCAUGUACUUCUCCUUUCCUGGUGGAGAGGGGGGUCCUGGGAAGUGUUUCGCUUCUGGGAAACAUGUCUGGCAUUUGGAUGUGCUCAAUUCGCCUGCUGAGUAUUGUGUGAGGUCCUAUCUGGCUAAGUCGGCUGGGAUUCGGACCGUCGUUUUGGUGCCAACUGAUGUUGGAGUAGUUGAAUUGGGUUCUGUGAGAUCUGUGAGUGAGAGCUUAGAGUUGGUGCAUUUGAUUCGAUCGUUGUUUUCAUCUCAACGUUCGCUUGAUGGAGUGAGGACAUCGGCUGUGAUGUCGAGGAUGGCUGAAAGGAAGGAUGAAAACGCCCCAUUUCCAAGUUUGGGGAUUGCAGAAAGAGGAGGGGGGGUUCCUAAGGUUUUUGGGCAGAGUUUGAACUUGGGGAACGUGGGUCGAUCUCAUUUCAGAGAGAAACUCGCGGUUAGGAAGAUGGAUGAAAGGGCAUGGGAAGUAUGUCCCAAUGGAGGUAGAAUUCAGUUUCAAAGCCCUCGAAAUGGCAUUCGUAAUCCGAGUUUGGGGCAUGUUCAUCUUCUCAAACCGGGGAAUCCUACCGAAACUUUAGGCUCUCCAACUCCACCGGUAAAUAAUAAUCACGAGCAGCUUGUCAAUGGAGUUAGAGAUGAAUUUUGUCUCAAUCCCUAUCAAUCACAGAAGAUAGCCCAAAUGCAAAUUGAUUUCUCUGUAGCAACAUCAAGGCCGCCUUCUGUGAUGAACCGUGUAGGUGCAGAUUCAGAACAAUUAGAUAUAGAGCCUCAAUGCAAAGAAGAGGGACCUGGCACCGACGAAAGACGACCACGCAAACGAGGCAGAAAGCCUGCAAAUGGAAGGGAAGAACCACUAAAUCACGUGGAGGCGGAGAGGCAGCGUCGUGAAAAGUUGAACCAGCGGUUCUAUGCUUUACGAGCUGUUGUACCCAAUAUCUCCAAGAUGGACAAAGCUUCACUGCUAGGAGAUGCCAUUGCUUACAUUAAUGAGCUUCAGUCCAAAGUGAAAGCCAUGGAAUAUGAAAGGGAGCAAUCCGGGGUCACCUCAAGUGAAGCAACCCCUUCGGAUACGAACCCAGAAAUUGAAAACAAAGAUCAAUUCCUCGAUGUUGACAUCAACGUCGAAGCAGGUAACGACGAAGUCAUCGUUAAGGUUAGCUGCCCAUUAGAGUCACACCCUGCAUCAAGAGUUAUCAAGGCAAUGAAAAAUGCACAGAUCAAUGUUGUUGAUUCAAAACUCUCUGUUGAAGUAAACGAUACAGUUUUGCACACGUUUACGAUCAAAUCCCCCGGAUCGGAGCAGUUGACAAAGGAAGAGUUGAUAGCCACAAUUUCUUCAAUUUCGCGGGAUUCGACUCCGUUACAUCCUCUAUCAACAGUUGGGUAGCACAAGAACUACAGUAACGUAGUGCAUACAGAAGUUUUGAUUUAGAGAGAGCAGGUAUUAUUGUUAGGGAAAUAAGUAUUUAGUAUGAAUUAACAAAGUAGGAGCAGAGAAUUUAUGUUGUUUAUAGUACACAUUGUUAUUAUUGUUACUAUUCUGCAUAAUCAAGAUGGUCCACUGUUCUUAUUGUUCAUCAAGAAUCUCCCAAAACUGUUAUAUGUUCUUUUUAAUGUUAGCCCCUCAAAUUCUUUUGUUC
Cucurbita pepo subsp. pepo (vegetable marrow) is the source of this 2561-nucleotide messenger RNA. The record is from RefSeq and is a predicted model, not a curated record. NCBI's taxonomy places the organism in Eukaryota, Viridiplantae, Streptophyta, Magnoliopsida, Cucurbitales, Cucurbitaceae.